AUGUCAGAUGUGUUUUUCCUGAGCUUCUUAGGUGGGUGCAGCAUAUGCUGGUUCAACACAGUUUGCUUUGUCCUAUGCAUAAGGAACUUCCAAAUCAACAGGCCCCUUGCACUUUCCUUAACUGUCAGCUACAAUGGUGUGAGUGCAGCACUCUACACUCUUGCUGCAACCUCAAUAAACCCUUCAUCAGAUUCAAUAUACCUUCUUCUCAAUGCCAUUGUUCCCCUCCUCAUUUCCUUUGCAGCACUUGUCCCAAUCCUUCGCCAACCCAUUGUUGAUCCUCUUCCCCCAGAUGGGGUCAGAAGAAACUCAGUCAUAUUCUUCAUACUCAACAUCUUAGCAAUCUUCACUGGCAUCUACCUUCUCCUCUUUGGUUCAUCAACUUCUGAUGUAACCACUGCAAGGUUUUACCUUGGUGGAGCCCUUAUACUUCUUGUAUCUCCACUAUGCAUCCCCGGAAUCAUAUAUGCCAGAGACUGGUUUCGCCGUACCAUUCAUUCCACCAUUAGAAUUGAUGGUUCUGGCUUCAUUCUUGUCCAUGUUAAUGAUCUUGAGCUCCAUAAAGAACUCCUUGCUCGCCAAAACAGCACUCUCAGCAAUGGAGAUGGUUAUACCUUGAUGAAUGAGAAUGGAUCCAUGUAUAGAACUCAAAGUGCUAAAAGUAGUGAUGUGUGUUGUGAGCGAGUGUUUGGGCAGGAUCAGUUGGCAAUGCUGGGUGAAGAGCACCCAGCUGGAGUUCUUGUUAGAAGGUUGGAUUUUUGGCUUUACUAUGUUGCAUACUUCUGUGGAGGUACAAUUGGUCUUGUCUACAGCAACAAUCUUGGACAGAUAGCACAAUCUUUAGGCAUGAGCUCAACUACUUCAACACUUGUUACACUAUACUCAUCUUUCUCCUUUUUUGGCCGUUUGCUUUCAGCAGCACCAGACUAUAUUAGAAAUAAGUUCUACUUUGCAAGGACUGGAUGGCUAACCAUUGCACUUAUGCCAACCCCAAUCGCGUUCAUCUUGCUUGCUUCAUCAGACAGUGCUGCAGCACUUCAUGCAGGCACUGCAAUAAUUGGCUUGAGCUCUGGAUUCAUAUUUGCAGCCGCCGUGUCAGUUACAUCAGAACUCUUUGGACCUAACAGUGGAACUCAUUGUCUGAAACAUUGGUAUGCAUGGGAAGGAAAUGCUAUUUCUGGACAUUUGUAUUGUGGGGAUGCUUAUCUGUUGUGGGACUAGUUUCUAGUCUGCUCUUGUUCUUGAGAACCAAACAUGCUUAUGAUCAUUUUGAGAGACACCGAAUUUCAACACAAACAUCAAUUGUUUCUUAACUCUUAGCAUUUGUAUUGAAAUGAUCACCAUAGGAUUGUAUAUAGCAAUCAUAGCAGAAACUUGACAUAUCUUAUAUAGGCUAUGAUAUGAGAUAUUUAGAUCUAUUUACAAAGUCAGAUGAUAAGUAGAAACCAAUUUUGUAAUUUUUAGGGCCUAUUGUUUCUUGGUAAGAGCAAAAAGACAAGCUUCAUUGAUUUUAUGACUUUAACCAAGACCUUUUGGCUUU
Messenger RNA from Arachis ipaensis, 1540 nucleotides. NCBI's taxonomy places the organism in Eukaryota, Viridiplantae, Streptophyta, Magnoliopsida, Fabales, Fabaceae. The record is from RefSeq and is a predicted model, not a curated record.